Paramuricea clavata is the source of this 306-nucleotide messenger RNA. The record is from the annotation of a GenBank genome assembly. NCBI's taxonomy places the organism in Eukaryota, Metazoa, Cnidaria, Anthozoa, Malacalcyonacea, Plexauridae.
CGACCAGCAGAGGAGGUUAAACAAUCGCUAACUAAGCUACAAGAAGCGUAUGAAAAAUGGAUAACUGAACACGAAGAACUUACUAAGUUAAUCGAAGACGAUGCGGAAUUCGAAACGGAAGAAGCCUGGCUAGCUGAGUGUCAGGAAGCUUUUAUGAAUUUUGAGAUAGAAGGCAAAAAACAUCUAGAUGAAGCUGCAAAACAAGUAAGCGAAGAAAAUAUAACGAACAGUCAGCCUAGCGCGAGUGCAAGUGACGCUCAUAACGAAAUAAUAGCGAUCAAAAUGAAAACAACAAUGUUAAUUUAG